AACAUUAAAAACGUAAAUGGCGACAUUACGGCUCACUUGAUGGCGAAAUCAACUAAAAUAAUUAUCACGCUAGCCGUGUUAUAAAUCCUCGUCUUUCGUUAUUAAAAGAUGGCGUACAGCAGGAGAGGUAAAACUCAAUCAAAAAAAAAGUAGUGUAUAUUAUUAAGAGUCAAAAUUGGUAUCUGAAAAUGUCUUUAAAUCAUAUUAGCCUUGAAUAAAUGUCGAAAAUGUCAAAUUUGAUGCGACCAGUAGGCACUGCAAGCCCAAACGCAAUAAAGGGAGAUGUUCCUAUGAACAUAGUUUCUGCAACAAUGAAUAUUUCUUCUAAUCCAGAUCUAGCAAGUUUGUUUGAAUGUCCUGUUUGCUUUGACUAUGUUCUGCCUCCAAUAUUUCAAUGUAGUAGUGGUCAUCUUUUAUGUUCAAAUUGUCGCCCUAAAUUAACAAUAUGCCCGAGUUGUCGUGGACCUCUUGGAAGCAUUAGAAAUUUAGCUAUGGAAAAAGUAGCUAAUACAGUACUUUUUCCAUGUCGUUACUCAUCUUCUGGGUGUAAUGUCACUUUACCCCACACAGCAAAAAUUGAACAUGAGGAUUCUUGUGAGUGUCGACCAUAUGUUUGCCCUUGUCCAGGUGCAUCCUGUAAAUGGUCAGGAACAUUAGAUGGAGUAAUGCCUCACCUAAUGGUAUCUCAUAAGUCUAUUACUACUCUACAAGGUGAAGAUAUAGUAUUUUUAGCUACAGACAUAAAUUUACCAGGCGCUGUUGAUUGGGUAAUGAUGCAAUCGUGUUUUGGACAACAUUUCAUGCUCGUGCUUGAAAAACAGGAAAAGUUUGAGGGACAUCAACAAUUUUUUGCUGUUGUCCAAUUAAUUGGUUCUAGAAAACAAGCAGAAAAUUUCGCUUAUCGAUUAGAGUUAAAUGGACAACGUCGCAGACUAGCUUGGGAAGCUACACCUCGUAGUAUACAUGAUGGUAUCUCUGCUGCAAUAUCAAAUAGCGAUUGCUUAGUAUUUGAUACCAGCAUUGCGCAGUUGUUUGCAGAUAAUGGAAACUUGGGAAUAAAUGUUACAAUAUCUCUUUGUUGAUUUAUAAGUAAAUAAAGUUUUUUCCUAAGAUAAAUUAUAUUCUUUUGAUUUUAUCUUUGUUAAAGGUUCGAAAUAGUUCUGUAUUGGUCAGGGAAAUAAAGCAAGGAAAAAUAUUAUGUGUGAA
Molecule: messenger RNA, 1206 nt
Organism: Hydra vulgaris (swiftwater hydra)
Lineage: Eukaryota; Metazoa; Cnidaria; Hydrozoa; Anthoathecata; Hydridae
Product: E3 ubiquitin-protein ligase SIAH1A
Biological process (GO): multicellular organism development; proteasome-mediated ubiquitin-dependent protein catabolic process
Cellular component (GO): cytoplasm
Molecular function (GO): ubiquitin protein ligase activity; zinc ion binding; ubiquitin conjugating enzyme binding
Source: RefSeq, a predicted model, not a curated record